CAACAAAGGUGGAAACCCCUCCGUGGAGACGAGUUUGGGAGACGAUACUUCCUCGCUCUCUCUUUCUCUUCUCUCUGUCUUCUGUAGGCUGGUGCUCUCCCCCUUUCUCCAGAAGGCAGUUGCCCUCAAUCUUUCGGAUCUCAGGAUAGCCAGAAAGUUUGGAAAGAGACAUUCUUGCGUUAUUCAGGUGAGCUUUUGUGUGUGGGUGGUGAUAUUAAAGUGCUGCAAUCAUGUUUGGGCGUGCUCCUAGGAAGAGCGACAACACCAAGUACUAUGAGAUCCUUGGUGUCUCCAAAAAUGCAAGUCAAGAUGAGCUGAAGAAGGCGUAUAGAAAAGCUGCUAUAAAAAACCAUCCUGAUAAGGGAGGAGAUCCUGAGAAGUUCAAGGAGUUGGCUCAGGCUUAUGAAGUUCUUAGUGAUACUGAGAAAAGAGAAAUAUAUGACCAAUAUGGUGAAGAUGCACUUAAGGAGGGAAUGGGAGGAGGCGGUGCUUCUCACAAUCCUUUUGAUAUAUUUGAAUCUUUCUUUGGAGGUGGAUUUGGUGGUGGUGGUAGCUCCAGGGGAAGAAGGCAGAAACAAGGUGAAGAUGUAGUCCACACACUCAAGGUUUCUUUGGAAGAUUUGUACAAUGGAACAUCGAAGAAGCUCUCUCUCUCUAGAAACAUUUUGUGCCCUAAAUGUAAAGGGAAAGGGUCAAAGAGUGGGGUACCUGGGCGUUGUUAUGGAUGCCAAGGUACGGGUAUGAAGAUCUCAACCCGUCAAAUUGGACCAGGCAUGAUCCAGCAGAUGCAACAUGUCUGCCCUGAAUGUAGAGGCUCAGGUGAAGUUAUUAAUGAGAAAGAUAGAUGUCCACAGUGCAAAGGCAACAAGGUUUCUCAGGAGAAGAAGGUGCUAGAGGUUAAUAUUGAGAAAGGCAUGCAGCAUGGCCAAAAAAUUGUAUUCCGAGGAGAAGCUGAUGAAGCUCCUGAUACCAUUACGGGGGACAUUGUUUUUGUAUUGCAACUGAAGGAGCAUCCCAAGUUCAAGCGGAAGUUUGAUGAUCUCUAUGUAGAGCACACCCUCAGUUUGACAGAGGCCCUCUGUGGCUUCCAGUUUGCUUUGACACAUCUUGAUGGCAGACAACUCUUAAUAAAAUCUAAUCCUGGCGAGGUUAUCAAGCCUGGUCAAUACAAGGCGAUUAACGAUGAGGGGAUGCCGCACCAUCAGAGGCCUUUUAUGAAGGGUCGAUUGUACAUUGAAUUCAGUGUGGACUUCCCAGAUACCGGAGUUCUCUCCCCAGAUCAAUGCCGUACCUUGGAGACAAUCCUGCCCCCAAGGACAAGCAGUCAUUUGUCAGAGAUGGAACUCGACGAGUGUGAGGAGACUACGUUGCAUGAUGUCAACAUUGAAGAGGAAAUGAGGCGGAAGCAACAGCAGCAACAGCAGGAAGCAUACGACGAGGAUGAUGAACCAUCAAUGCCUCGUGUGCAGUGUGCCCAGCAAUAACUUGGCUUUUGUACUAGUGUGUACCCACUCACUCACUUUUGUUGGUCCUCCCUCCCGUCCUACUCUCCUACUAGAAGGGAAGAAGGGAAGGCAGCUAGUAUUCUUUUGUUGGAGAAUAUCUUUCUGGGACUACCUACUAGAAUGGAAGGCAGGCCUUUAUUAGUUAUUAGCUUUCCGGUUUUUUAUUCUGUUUUCUUAUUGGUAUGGUAGUGCCUUCUAGAAAUAUGAUUUGAAGCCGGCAGAGUACCAAGUAUUAUUCCAUUGAAUUCUAUGUUCUGAUGUUAUCCAAACUCUCAAGACUAAAGUUGAAUUAAGCUACCCAUAUUUAAUGAUGUUUCAGAAUGAGAUUUUGUAUUUUGUUGC
Messenger RNA from Nelumbo nucifera (sacred lotus), 1847 nucleotides. Its product is annotated as chaperone protein dnaJ A6-like. Gene Ontology annotation, biological process: response to heat; protein folding. Gene Ontology annotation, molecular function: Hsp70 protein binding; ATP binding. The record is from RefSeq and is a predicted model, not a curated record. Lineage: Eukaryota; Viridiplantae; Streptophyta; Magnoliopsida; Proteales; Nelumbonaceae.